Saccharomyces paradoxus is the source of this 1350-nucleotide messenger RNA. It is a transcript of the gene ARP3, whose product is annotated as actin-related protein 3. Gene Ontology annotation, biological process: Arp2/3 complex-mediated actin nucleation. Bases 1 to 1350 code for a protein of 449 amino acids. Gene Ontology annotation, cellular component: Arp2/3 protein complex; actin cortical patch. NCBI's taxonomy places the organism in Eukaryota, Fungi, Ascomycota, Saccharomycetes, Saccharomycetales, Saccharomycetaceae. The record is from RefSeq and is a predicted model, not a curated record. Gene Ontology annotation, molecular function: actin filament binding. The transcript has a single exon.
AUGUCGUACUUAAACAAUCCCGCUGUUGUGAUGGACAAUGGUACCGGGCUGACCAAACUCGGUUUCGCCGGUAACGAUUCUCCCUCGUGGGUCUUCCCUACUGCCAUAGCCACAGCAGCACCCUCCAAUACAAAGAAAUCUUCAGGCGUUGGUGCGCCCUCAGCAGCUAGUAGUGAGGCAUCAUAUUUUGGAAAUUCCACUUCUGCUACUAAUUUCAAUGGUGCAACAGGAGGCUUGCUAUCCAAUAAUUUAUCCGGUAAAAGAGGUACAGAGGAUUUGGAUUUCUAUAUUGGAAAUGAGGCCCUAGUAGCAUCCCAAGGACCCUCUUACUCUUUAAGUUAUCCAAUCAGACACGGUCAAGUGGAGAAUUGGGAUCACAUGGAGAGAUUCUGGGAAAAUUCCAUCUUCAAGUAUUUAAGAACAGAACCUGAAGAUCACUUUUUCCUAUUGACCGAACCGCCGCUGAACCCUCCAGAAAACAGGGAGCAAGUUGCUGAGAUUUUCUUUGAAUCGUUUAAUUGUGCUGGUCUAUAUAUUGCUGUGCAAGCAGUCUUGGCUCUGGCCGCGUCAUGGACUUCUUCGAAAGUUACGGAUAGAUCACUGACUGGUACCGUUAUAGAUUCUGGUGAUGGUGUCACUCACGUCAUCCCAGUGGCGGAAGGCUACGUUAUCGGAUCAGCGAUCAAAAACAUUCCAAUAGCCGGUAGGGAUAUUACAUUGUUCAUCCAAUCCUUGUUAAGAGAACGUGGUGAAGCAGACACUUCCUUGAGAACUGCAGAAAAGAUCAAGCAAGAAUAUUGUUACGUCUGUCCAGAUAUUGUAAAGGAAUUUAAUAAAUUCGACAGAGAUCCUUCUAAAUUUGCCCAAUUUGUGGUGGAAAACCAAGAGAAGACAAGGAGAAAAGUUGUAGAUAUUGGUUAUGAAAGAUUCUUGGCUCCUGAAAUCUUCUUCAAUCCAGAAAUUGCAUCCUCAGACUUUUUGACUCCUUUACCUACGGUAGUAGAUCAAACUAUCCAGGCUUGCCCUAUUGACGUUCGUAAAGGUUUAUACAACAACAUUGUAUUAUCAGGUGGGUCUACUAUGUUCAAAGAUUUUGGACGUCGUUUACAAAGAGAUUUAAAGUCUAUCGUAAAUAACAGAAUCGCACAGAGCGAACUUCUAAGUGGGACUAAAUCGACUGGUGUAGAUGUUUCCGUGAUUUCUCAUCGGAAGCAGAGAAACGCUGUUUGGUUUGGUGGCUCACUACUGGCACAAACUGCCGAAUUCAAAGGUUACUGUCACACUAAGAAAGACUAUGAGGAAUACGGUCCGGAAAUUGUUAGAAAUUUCAGCCUUUUCAACAUGGUUUGA